AUGGCGUGGUGCGACCGCGGGAUACAGACGCUCCUGGCCAUCGCGGGCGCGUUUGCAGCCUUCAGCCUCAUGAGCAUUGCCAUCGGGACCGAUUACUGGCUCUACUCCCGCGCCUACAUCUGCAACGCCACCAACGUGAGCGCGGACGAGAGCCAGAUGCAAAGCAAGAAAGUGAAAGGUAUCAACAAAGGCAGCUGUUUCCGGAUCAACCACUUUCCGGAGGAUAAUGACUAUGACACGGACAGCUCCGAGUACAUCUUACGAAUCGUGCGGGCCUCCAGUCUGUUCCCCAUCCUCAGCACCAUCCUGCUGAUGUUGGGUGGUCUGUGUGUCGCGGUGGGACGCAUUUACAGCGGGCGAAACAACAUCCUCCUCAGCGCUGGCAUCCUCUUUGUAGCAGCAGGUCUGAGUAACAUAAUUGGCAUCAUCGUGUACAUCUCCAGUAACGCCGGCGACCCCAGCGACAAGAAGGACGAGGACAAGAAGAACCACUACAACUAUGGCUGGUCCUUUUACUUUGGGGCCCUGUCUUUUAUCGUGGCCGAGUCCGUGGGAGUGCUGGCGGUCAACAUCUACAUCGAGAAGAACAAAGAGAAUCGUUUCAGAGGCCGCCACGACUUAAUCAAGGCCACCUCUUCCUCCUCGCCAUACUCCCGCAUACCAAGUUAUCGCUACCGACAUCGACGGUCCCGCUCGAGCUCUCGGUCCAGUAUUCCAUCCCGUGAGCCGUCUCCGGUUGGAAUGAAGACAGGAGGUGUUCUGGGGAUGGGGGACAUAUCGCUGUACUCAUUGCCCCGGGACGUGACGGGAGGGAGGAAAAACUCAGGCCACUACAGUCCAGAGCAGGACAGAGAGGGAUUUCUACAGGUGCACAACUGUUUCCAGAAAGACCUCAAAGACGGGGGCAACAGAAGGACCACGCCCGUAUGA
Messenger RNA from Knipowitschia caucasica, 930 nucleotides. NCBI's taxonomy places the organism in Eukaryota, Metazoa, Chordata, Actinopteri, Gobiiformes, Gobiidae. The record is from the annotation of a GenBank genome assembly.